Molecule: messenger RNA, 1033 nt
Organism: Emys orbicularis (European pond turtle)
Lineage: Eukaryota; Metazoa; Chordata; Testudines; Emydidae
Gene: EEF1AKMT4
Product: EEF1A lysine methyltransferase 4
Exons: 3
Coding region: 1-744 (247 amino acids)
Molecular function (GO): S-adenosylmethionine-dependent methyltransferase activity
Source: RefSeq, a predicted model, not a curated record
AUGGACCUUUCAUGGCUGCCGGACUCUAACGUCCGGUACCGGGACCGGUGCUUCUGGGACUCGCGGUACCGGAAGGUGGGGGCUGCUCCGGCUGAGUGGUUUGGGGGCUUAUCCUGCUUCCGCGAGCAGCUGGAGGCGGAGCUGCGCCCGGGGGACCGGAUCCUGGUGCUGGGCUGUGGAAACAGCGCCCUGAGCUCCGACCUGUUCCAGCUUGGCUACACAGAUGUCACCAGCAUUGACUACUCUCCAGUGUGCAUCGCAGGCAUGCGAGCCCGCUACGCCCAGUGCCAGGGCCUGCAGUGGGUGGUGAUGGACGCUCGGGACUUGGCCUUCGCAGACGGCACCUUCGACGUGGUUCUGGAGAAGGGCACGCUGGAUUCCAUGAUGGUGGCGGAGACGGACCCCUGGAACGUGUCGCCCGAGACCACAGCGCUGCUGGACCAGGUGCUGAAGGAGGUCAGCAGAGUCUUGCAGCCGGGAGGCCGUUUCAUCUCCAUCACCUUCGCCCAGCCGCACUUCCGCAAGCGCCACUACGCCCAGCCCGCCUACGGCUGGUCCCUGCGCCACUCCACCUACGGCACUGACUUCCACUACUUCCUCUACGUCAUGUGCAAGGGCCAGGAGCUGUCCCCUGCCGACCUGGCGCUGGGGCGGAGACUCCACGAGCUGCCCUGCCCCGCCUGCCCGCCCAGCUUCCUCCAGGCCUCGGACAGCGAGGAUUAUCUCCGUGCUAUUGAGCUGUGAGCGGGAAGGGCCUGCCACCCUUGUAGCAGCAAGGAGUUCUCCAGCCGACAUGGGGACCUAAGCCAACCAGUGCCAGCUGCAGCUGCCAGUCCCAGAUUCAUGGGGCUGGGUGACAGCGGGCUCCUCUAAUCCAGUGCCUUGCCUGUGGCUGGCAACAGGAGCCCAGCCCGUCCUGCCCGGCACCUGGGCGCUGUGAGACCAAAGGGAACAGUGCUUUGCAGCCAGUUCAAUAAAGUCGGUUUCUCUCUAGUCCCCCAGCCCAGCCCCUCAUCCUGGUGCUGUCAAUUUC